Molecule: messenger RNA, 1638 nt
Organism: Penaeus vannamei (Pacific white shrimp)
Lineage: Eukaryota; Metazoa; Arthropoda; Malacostraca; Decapoda; Penaeidae
Gene: Faa
Product: fumarylacetoacetate hydrolase
Biological process (GO): L-tyrosine catabolic process; homogentisate catabolic process; L-phenylalanine catabolic process
Molecular function (GO): fumarylacetoacetase activity
Source: RefSeq, a predicted model, not a curated record
AUGAAGUCUUUCGUUGAUGUACCUUCCGACAGCCAUUUCCCCAUCCAGAAUUUGCCCUACGGAAUAUUCUCAACUGCUGACAACGAGACCCACCGCAUUGGAGUAGCAAUUGGGGACUUGAUUUUGGAUUUGUCAGUUAUUUCUCACUUGUUCUGUGGACCAAUCCUUGUUGGCCAUCAGCAUGUAUUCAAAGGGCCAACUCUUAAUGCUUUCAUGGGCCUAGGACUUGCUGCAUGGAAAGAGGCAAGAGCAACCCUCCAAACACUACUAAGUGAAGAGAACCCCAUAUUGAGGGAUGACUGUGCAUUGAGAGCAAAAGCAUUUGUCCCUCAAAAUGCAGCCCACAUGCACCUCCCAGCCACCAUUGGAGACUACACUGAUUUCUAUUCAUCCAUUGACCAUGCUACUAAUGUUGGGAUCAUGAUGCGUGGAAAGGAAAAUGCUCUUAUGCCUAACUGGAAAUAUCUUCCUGUUGGUUACCAUGGCCGAGCAUCUAGUGUGGUGGUAUCUGGCACCCCGGUCCGACGGCCCAAUGGCCAAACUAAGCCAAAGGAUGAUGAGCCCCCAACAUUUGGACCGUGCCGUCUCAUGGACUUUGAGCUUGAAAUGGCAUUCUUUGUUGGGCCUGGAAAUAAGAUGGGAGACCCUAUCAAAGUCCAAGAUGCCCAGGAACACAUCUUUGGCAUGGUGCUCAUGAACGAUUGGAGUGCGAGAGACAUCCAGAAAUGGGAGUAUGUGCCUCUUGGACCUUUCCUGGCAAAGAACUUGGGCACCACCAUCUCUCCAUGGGUAGUUAGCAUGCAAGCUCUUGAACCAUUUCUUGUUGAUAACUACUCCCAAGACCCUGAACCCUUCCCUUACCUGAAACACAAUGACAAAUUCACAUAUGAUAUUAAGCUGGAAGUUGGCAUCCGACCUGAAGGUAGUAAUCACCUAGGAACAGUCUGCCGUAGCAACUUCCGAUACAUGUAUUGGACAAUGAAACAACAGCUGGCUCACCAUACCAUCACAGGCUGUAAUGUCAGGCCCGGAGAUCUUAUGGCUUCAGGAACAAUUUCUGGAUCAAGUGAGGAAUCUUUUGGCUCGAUGCUGGAACUCUCAUGGAAGGGCAGCAAAACAAUUGACCUUGGCAAUGGAGUUACUCGGAAAUUCCUUCAGGAUGGAGAUGAAGUUGUUAUAUCCGGGUACUGUCAAGGGGAUAGUUACAAGGUUGGCUUUGGCAAUUGCACCGGCAAAGUGCUUCCUGCACAUCCUCUUUAGACUUUGGCUGCAACUGACUUGCACUGGGAUGAUAAGGAUUAGCAGCUUGAUUUAGAAAAAUAAAAAUCUUUAGUUCUAGCAGAUCCCUAAUUAAAAACUAAUAUAUAUAUAUAUAUAUAUAUAUAUAUAUAUAUAUAUAUAUAUAUAUAUAUAUAUAUAUAUAUAUAUAUAUAUAUAAUGUUAUAUUUUACAUGGUAUGAUUUGUCACCAGGCUCAAGUAUUAAGUGAAUGUUUUGAAUAUUUACCAUGGUAAUAUCACUGCAUGUAAAUGCUGAAGAUAGUUGUGAAUAUCUUUAAUGUAUUUUUCUAGCUUUUGAUUAUAGAUUGCGAUAUGUUGGGAAAUGUUGCAGUACUUCAAUAAAUGUCUAAUAACUUUUU